Messenger RNA from Zerene cesonia (dogface butterfly), 5400 nucleotides. RefSeq names its product neurexin-1. The transcript has 28 exons. The coding region runs from base 264 to 5264 and encodes 1666 amino acids. The record is from RefSeq and is a predicted model, not a curated record. Lineage: Eukaryota; Metazoa; Arthropoda; Insecta; Lepidoptera; Pieridae.
GCGCGCGCACACAGCCGCCAUUUCUGCCUGCAGUCCGUUUCAGCGCGUCCAUCGCGCGCCAUGCGUCCAAAAACAUAACAAAAUUACAUAAUUCAACCCCUCAUACUCUUUUAAUUUCAACACUAAUAGUGCAUUCCGUGACUCCAGUGAAGUGUUCGCAAUAUUUUGUGCAGUUCAUGACAACGGUCCAUGGAAAACGUACGCAAUCAAGAAAUGAAACGUAAACGGCCGCAUUCAUCGGGCGUCGCGUGGUGAUUCUAGCCAUGUCCAUGGACGUCAGAAAAAUGCGUUACCUCCUAUUUUGUCUCCUCUCUCUUUCACUCCACAGAAACUUUGCGUUCGUUCUCGACAAACAGAAUCCAUACUCGCAAUUUCGGAAGUGGAACGCCGGUUUGAACGGAACAUUGGAACUUGAGUUUAAAACGGACCAACCGAACGGUUUACUUUUGUAUACGGACGAUGGUGGGACUUAUGACUUUUUCGAGUUAAAGUUAGUGAAUGGUGCGUUGCGUUUGAGGUAUAAUUUGGGCGGUGGUGCACAGAUUAUAACGGUUGGGAGCAAUUUGAAUGACGGACACUGGCACAAAGUUCAGGUGGCGCGGCGUGACGAGCACACGUCGCUCUCCGUGGACGGUGUCACGCAAAGCAAAACGUCACGCGGCAAGGAGUACGUGUUUGGAAAAUUUACUACAAACUCCGAUGUUUUCGUGGGCGGCAUACCACCAUCAUAUAACUCCAAACUAUCAACGCUAGCACUGCCGUCUGUUAUAUUUGAGCCAAAGUUCAAAGGGGCUGUGAGGAACCUGGUGUACUCCGACCUCCCGGGCCAGCCGCCUCGGAGGCAAGAACUGAGACACUCGCGGGAUCUGAAGUCGUCUCGGGUGACCAACGCGAGCGGGGACGCGUGCGAGCGCCGCGACCCGUGCCAGCAUGGCGGUGUCUGCAUCAGCACGGACGAUGGGCCCAUCUGUGAGUGCCGCGAUGGCGAUUACGAGGGAGCAUUUUGUGAACGAGAUAAAGCUCCAUCCGAAGCAACGUUCCGAGGGGCGGAGUUUCUCUCUUACGACCUGACGCAGACCGGCGGCGAACCCAUCGUCAGCACGCAGGACGCUAUCUCCCUGUACUUCAAGACGAGACAACCGAAUGGAUUAUUGUUUUAUACCGGUCACGAAGCAGAUUACCUAAACUUGGCGGUGCGAGAUGGAGGGCUCUCCCUCACUAUGGGGCUCGGUAACGGCAAACAAGAAAUGCACAUAAAGCCCUCCAAGACCAGGUUCGAUGACCAUCAGUGGCACAAGCUUACUGUGAGAAGAAAAAUACAAGAGAUAACACCUUUCACCAGUUUCUGUCGGGUAUCAGCGGUAGUGGACGACGUGUACUCUGAGCACGCGCACGUGGCCGGCUCGUUCACGAUGCUCGCGAGUUCGCGCGCCCACGUUGGCGGCUCGCUGAACACGCGCGCUCUGCCCGGCGCUCGAGUGCAUACUAACUUCAUUGGCUGUUUGAAAAAGGUGGAGUUCUCAGCGGACACGCUGCGCCUGAACCUCAUAGACCUGGCGCGGACGGGCAGCAAGCUGAUCACGGUGACGGGGCGCCUGGAGUACGCCUGCACUGCUACCGAUUCAGCAGACCCCGUUACUUUUGCUACUAGAGACGCGCAUCUGAUUUUACCAAAAUGGGAAGCAGUGAAAACGGGAACAAUAUCCUUCAAGUUCCGCACGAAUGAACCGAACGGCUUAAUCCUCUUCAAUAUGGGCGCGAAGCCACCAAGGGUAGGUUGCACGGCGGAUCUGUUUGCUGUGGAAAUGUUGAAUGGGUAUAUUUAUGUACACAUGGAUUUGGGAUCCGGUGGGGUUCGCGUGAGAGCCUCUAGGAGGAGGGUAGACGAUUCACAUUGGCACGAAUUUUUAUUGAGAAGAACCGGGAGGGACGGGAGGGUGACCGUUGAUGGUGCUAAUGCUGAAUUUAAAACGCCAGGCGAGUCGAACCAGCUGGAGCUGGACGGGCCGCUGUUCGUGGGCGGGCUGGGCGCGGAGUACAGCGCGGCGCGCACGCCGCCCGCGCUGUGGACGGCGGCGCUGCGCCAGGGCUUCGUGGGCUGCGUGCGCGACCUCGUGCUCAACGGCAAGCCGCAGGACCUCACCGCCUACGCGCGCCAGCAGGACGCGGCGUCGGUCCGUCCAGCUUGCCACGUGCUGAUGAAGCAGUGCGUGAGCUCGCCCUGCCAGCACGGCGGCGUGUGCUCGGAGGGCUGGAACCGGCCGCUCUGCGACUGCUCCUCCACUAACUAUGGGGGGCCCACUUGUGGCCGCGAAUCACCAACAAUAUUCCUCAACGGCAGUCAGCACCUCACAGCGUCGUUAGGUCCAGAGCACGUGACGCAGACUGAGGAAUUGCUACUUAGGUUUAAGACGAGUAAAGCCGGCCUGCUUCUGAGGACUGCGUCAGAACACUCCGCGGACAGGAUCGAGCUGGCUGUCGCUGCCGGGAGGGUCAGGGCUAGCGUGAGGCUGGGGGAUAGGGAGAAGAACCUGCUGGCGGGCGCGGGCGUGGCGGACGGCGCGUGGCACACGGUGCGCUUCUCGCGCCGCGCCUCCAACCUCAAGCUGCAGGUAGACGGCGGGCAGCCGGUGCGCGGUACGUUAUCUGAAACAAUUCUAGGAAAAGCAUCAACUUUAGAAAUAUCGACCAUUCAUCUCGGUGGUCUAUUCCAUCCGGAAGAAGAAAUACAAAUGACGUCAACACUGCCAAACUUUGUUGGAUACUUACAAAAGUUUAUUUUUAAUGGCAUAAAAUACAUAGAUCUUGCAAAGACGCUGGGAGUUGGAUCCACCGAAGAAAACAAUAAUAUCGAAGAUACAUCCAACAUUAUAUUUACUGGGAAAUUUAUAAAGCCCGACUCUCUUAACGUGUACAAAGCAGUCACGUUUAAAUCGAAACACACGUACGUUGGACUGCCACUUUUAAAAGCAUAUGCUAAUACGUAUUUAGAUUUUUAUUUCCGGACAACAGACAUGGAUGGUCUUCUAUACUAUAAUGGUGGGAAAAAGCAAGAUUUCAUAGCGAUUGAAUUGGUGAAUGGGCAUAUACAUUGUGUGUUUAAUCUUGGCGACGGUGUGGUCACUAUGAAGGAUAAGCUGAAGAAUUUCUUAAAUGACAAUAGAUGGCAUACUGUGUCUAUAAGACGUCCCACGCCUAAAGUGCAUACACUACAAGUUGACGACGAUUUAGAAAUGCACACUACAAGUUCAAAUCUCAUGCUAGAAUUAGACAGCGUAUUGUAUGUUGGUGGGGUGCCUAAGGAUAUGUAUACUUCAUUACCAGUAGGAGUCCUAUCCAGACAGGGCUUCGAGGGUUGCAUGUCUAGUUUAGAUUUGCCUGGAGAGUCUCCAUCUUUGAUUGAGGAUGCCGUUGUGCCUAGUUCAUCUUUAGUUUCGGGAUGUGAAGGUCCAACAAAAUGCACACACAACGCUUGCGCCAACAAGGGUGUGUGCGUGCAGCAGUGGAACACUUAUGUGUGUGACUGUGACCUCACGUCCUUCACGGGUCCAACGUGUUAUGACGAGUCGAUAGCGUACGAGUUCGGUCCCGGGCGCGGCAUCAUCACGUACACGUUCCCGCCGAGCGCCGUGGCGGACACCGAGACGGACCGCGUGGCCGUCGGCUUCGUCACCAGCAAGGCGGACGCGGUCAUCCUGCGCAUCGAGUCCGCCAACACGCAGGACUAUAUGCAGAUGGAGAUUAUCCGCGGCAACCUGUUCGUGGUGUACAACGUGGGCGACGGCGAGCACCCGCUGGGCGACGAGGCGGCGCGCGUGGACGACGGCGCCUACCACGUGGCCAGCUUCACGCGCAACGGCAGCCGCGCCGCGCUGCAGCUCGACAACUACGCCGUCAACCUGCGCCACCCGCACGGCGGGCAGCAGUCGACGAUAUUCAACAGCAUGUCGCGCAUCAUAGUGGGCGGCGGCGCGGGCGGCGCGCGCUCGUUCAGCGGCGUGCUGGCCGGGCUGGUGGCGGGCGCGCGCCGCGUGCUGGACCUGGCCGCCGCCGCCGACCCCGCCGUGGCCGUGCGCGGGGACGCGCGCCGCGCCGCCGCGCCGCUCGACCGCGACAUCAACCGCAUGCAGCAGACGCCGCCGUCGGGCUACGGGGGCGCGGGCGGGGGGGGCGGCGCGGACGAGCUGGUGUACUCGGGCGCGGGGUCGGGCUGCCGCGACGACGACGAGGACGCGUGCGCGCUGCCCGACGCGGGCUCGGGCGACGACCUCAUCACGCCCGUGUACGUGCCCAGCACGCGCCGCCCGCCCGCGCACCGCAAGGGAGAUGUCAGCGGGAAACUGAUGAAACCUUGCGAUGAUGAAGACUGCAUCGAAGGGUCUGGAUCGAAUGGAGAAGAUGUGACAGAGCCAGAACAUCCUAUAACAACGGCGGGCAUCAGCAUCACUCACAGCAUGACGUCACCGACCACGGCGAUAUCCACAGAGCGCGUGGACAAGGCCAUAUCCAGCUCCACGGACGCGGAGAGCAGCGUGACGACGAAGAGUGACCACGACCACGACCGUGAGCACGGCCGAGACCGCACCACGUUGCCCGACCACGACAACAUGCACGCCGGUACUGUGGAUACUGCUACCACUCCUGAGAAGGGAACUACGCCUACUGAAGAGCACACGCACACAAGCAACCAGUUCACGCCCACAGUGACGCGACACACGGAGUCGACGCACACGACCGAAGAGGAGAUACCGGAUUACGAAGACCACAGACACACCAAGAUACCAACGAGAUCGCCGUACGGGAUCGAUGAGGCGAUCCCGGGAAGUUACCCCGGCUACAAUGGGCACGAACCAGAGAUAACCACCAAGUGGUACCACCCCAAAGCCACGGACAACAGAGUUGUCCCACCGGAGUCCGAGUUCUUUGCUACGAUUGUUGGUAUCGUAGCAUCAGUACUGAUAGCGAUAAUCCUGAUAGUGAUAAUAGUGCUGAAGCUGAUGUUCAAGCUGGACCCCUCGUACAAGGUGACGGAGGACAAGAGCUACCAGCAGAGCGCUAGCGCCGCCUUGCUGGGGAACCAGGCUCACUCGAGCUACCAGUCGGGCGCGGGGUUGGCGGGGGGUGUGGGGGGUCCGGGGGGCGGGAAUGGGGGCGGGGGCGGCGGGGCGCGCGGGCUGCAGCCGCUGGCGCUGGGGCGGGGGGGCGCCGCGCCGCUCGCGCCGCAGCCCGUCAAGCGGGACGGGAUCAAGGAGUGGUACGUGUAGGCCCCAACCAACCGGCUGGGGGGUGAUUUGGUGGUCGGUGAUGUUAAUGUUAACGAUGAGAGCAAAAAAAAAAUAGUCAUCAAUUUUUAUACACUAACCAAAACAACUCUUCCGCGCUUCAGUAUCGACUCGUUUA